AUGAAGUUUGGUCGGUGUGCAUUGGACCCAUUUCUUUUACAAAUGAACCGAACCGCAUUUGCGGUUGCGGUUGCGGUAUUUGAUUUUCAAAACUUGCGGUUACCGCAAACCGCAAAGUAUAGCCGCACGGAUGAUGAGGUUGAAUUCUACAAGGAAAUAGAACAUAUGACAACUUAUAACAUUGGUGCUCAAACAACAAAACGAGGUUCUUCAAAUCCACUCACCACCAACACUUUAGUUGUGAAUGCUUGA
Molecule: messenger RNA, 252 nt
Organism: Prunus armeniaca (apricot)
Lineage: Eukaryota; Viridiplantae; Streptophyta; Magnoliopsida; Rosales; Rosaceae
Source: the annotation of a GenBank genome assembly